CACAGCAUAUGUUAACGAUGCAGAUAUAAAUUCGAUGUAUAGUUAUCGAUAUAACUUACUUAUGUGAAUGUGCAAGCAGAUGUUAUGACAAUGGCAACGAUAAACGACAAGACGUGUUUUGUGUUACCGAUUUCCUCGCAGAAUAAUCAUGAGACGUCUCUCCUAAACGAUUGCGACAUUAACAAAAUAUUGGAACGCAAACUCGGUGGCAAUGCUAACUUUCGACUUGUCUACUGGAGAUUGAAUCCUCUUGACGAGUCAAAGGGUUUUCUUGGCCAAUAUUAUCGUCUGCACGUUACGGUAAAAGUGGACGGGAAGACGGAAAGUUUACAAUUCUUUGCGAAAUGUCCGCCGCCGUCUCACAGCCCGCAGGUCGGUUUUCUGGAGAGAUGUGAUACAUAUAAUAAAGAGAUCGGCGUUUAUACGGAUCUGGCGCGGCAAAUGGGCGCAAGCGAAUCGCCGAGAUGGAUGGUAGAGUGUUACCUUUGCAAACCGAACGUCAUCAUCGUUCUGGAGGACGUGUCACUGGAUGGCUACGUCACACCGGACAAAUACGUUCCGUUCGAUGAGGAGCAUUGCGUUUGGCUAUUGAGAUCCCUCGCGAGACUGCACUCAAAGUCUCUUAUACUGGAUGAAAGACUUCGCCAGGAGAGUGGCAGCACCAUCCUCGAUUUUUACGGACACCUUCUGAAGGAAGUAUUCUUAAUCGAGAACGACAAUGUGACGCAAACAUUGAUCGUCUCCAGUAGUAAAAGUCUCUGCGCCAUGGUCGAUAUUACUGAGGAACUCGAUAACGAAGGCAAAGCAAUUGUUAAGCGCCAGAUAAAUAAGUGGUAUCCAAAAAUCACGCAAGUGAUAAAAAUGUUGCGCGGAUACAGACACGUUGCCUGUCACCGCGACGUCUGGGCGAAUAACACGCUGUUCCGAUAUGACGCGGUCGGCAAACCGAACGGUUGUUACCUAGUGGAUUUUCAAUUUCUUUGUUACGCUCCGCCGGCAAUUGACUUCAUGUGCUGCCUGUAUUUGACCACUACUAGAGCUAUCAGAGAUAGGAAUUUGAAUUCUUUUGCGAGGAUCUAUUAUGAUUUCUUUGCUCAAAAUCUGGCAGAAGAGAAUUUUGAUAUAAACAAUCUUCUACCCUGGUCGACAUUUCAGAAAAGUUACACGGAGGCGCGUGACAUAGCCAUUAUUUACGCAGGAUUCAAUCUGCAAAUAAUGUUGCUAUCUAACGAGCAGAUCAAAAGUAUGCUCUACGAGUCAACCGACGAACUCGAAAACAUUUUGUACGGAGACAAACGAGUCGACAUCAUGAUCGAUCAUUACAAGAACAUACCGGCGUUCAAAAUGCGUAUGGUGGAGAUCAUACUCGAGAUGAAAGACCGUUUACCGGAUCGUCCGAAUUUUUAAUUUGCAUAGAAUGUUAACUUACAACACAUACUCGGAUCGGAUAUGCGUUUUAGUGUGUAUCUGCUUUACAAUCAUAUAUCGUAUGAUAAAAAAACUGUCAAUUAACAGGAAAUCAACGCUCCCUUGUUAAGAUUUUAUUUCCAAUUUUUUGGUGAUUGUAAAUACCAGGGAAUUUUGUUUGAUAAUUUUGAAAAGAUUUGCGCGUUUGAUUAAGAAUGAUUUGUCGAGAUGGUAUGCAAAAUGUUCGCCAUUUAUCUUAUGUUAUAUGCGUACAUGAUAUAUUCAUAUUUUAUAAAAAAUUACUAUAAGUUACUGUCAUUUUCGUAUUAUACUAUAUAAAUAAAGCAGUAUAUUUACAUGGCUUUGUAAUUAAACUACAUAUAUCCUUUAAAAAGGGAUCGAGAUAAGAGUAAUGUGAAAAAAAA
Molecule: messenger RNA, 1832 nt
Organism: Pseudomyrmex gracilis
Lineage: Eukaryota; Metazoa; Arthropoda; Insecta; Hymenoptera; Formicidae
Exons: 1
Coding region: 85-1407 (440 amino acids)
Source: RefSeq, a predicted model, not a curated record